AGAGGUAAACCAUCAAAAUCAAAUCCUGGGUGUUGGUACUUUCGUGGAACGUGCCCCCAGGAAAACCAAACACAACACACCCAUUUGUCACCGCAUCAAAAUCUGAUAUCAAAUCGUCAGUAUAAAAGCGAAGGUGCUAUAGGAUGCGGAGAUUCGUAAGCGGCAGACUUAGAAGCCUUGUCGUCCAUUCUUUACAGACCAAACAGCAGAUUCGCCCUCAGCAGCAGACACCUCUAUUUCUCAGUCGUUUCUUGUCCGCCGCUCCAGCUCUCGACUUCCCAUCUUCCAUGGCUGACAAAUCUCCUUCUCCUCUCACUGUCACUGUUGGGAAUAUCAAUCCCAAGGUUGUGAAGUGUGAAUAUGCUGUCCGAGGUGAAAUUGUCAUUCUUGCUGGGAAAAUUCAAGAAGAGUUGAAAGCUAAUCCAGACUCUCAUCCUUUUGAUGAGAUUCUUUACUGCAAUAUCGGAAAUCCUCAGUCUCUUGGCCAGCAACCAAUCACUUAUUUCCGAGAGGUUCUUGCAUUGUGUGACCAUCCAUCCAUCUUGGACAAGAGUGAAACACAAGGCUUGUUCAGCGCCGAUUCAAUUGAGCGGGCAUGGGAGGUUCUAGAUCAAAUUCCUGGAAGAGCAACCGGUGCUUACAGUCACAGUCAGGGUAUCAAGGGGUUACGUGACACAAUUGCUGCUGGAAUUGAAGCUCGUGAUGGAUAUCCUGCUGAUCCAAAUGAUCUUUUCUUAACAGAUGGUGCAAGCCCUGCGGUCCAUAUGAUGUUGACAUUGCUGUUAAGAUCAGAAAAGGAUGGGAUUCUUUGUCCCAUUCCUCAAUACCCUUUGUACUCUGCUUCAAUUGCCCUCCAUGGUGGCACACUGGUUCCUUACUAUCUUGAUGAGGCAUCAGGGUGGGGAUUGGAAAUUUCUGACUUGAAGAAGCAACUAGAGGAUGCAAAGUCUAAGGGUGUCAGUGUAAGAGCCUUGGUUGUUAUAAAUCCGGGCAACCCAACCGGGCAGGUUCUUGCUGAGGACAACCAACGGCAGAUUGUGGAGUUCUGCAAGCAAGAAGGUCUUGUUUUACUGGCAGAUGAGGUAUAUCAAGAGAACAUAUAUGUUCCUGAUAAGGAGUUUCAUUCAUUCAAGAAGGUAGCAAGGUCUAUGGGAUACGGUGAGACGGAUAUUCCACUGGUAUCUUUUCAAUCAGUCUCUAAAGGGUACUACGGGGAGUGUGGAAAAAGAGGUGGAUACAUGGAAGUCACUGGAUUUAGUCCUGAAGUGAGGGAACAAAUAUACAAAAUGGCAUCGGUCAAUCUUUGUUCUAAUAUCAGUGGUCAAAUUCUUGCAAGCCUAGUCAUGAGUCCACCAAAGGUUGGAGAUGAAUCCUAUGAAUUGUAUCUUUCAGAGAAAAAUGGAAUUCUGUCAUCCCUAAAAAGGCGUGCAAAGACACUAGAGAAUGCGUUGAACAGCCUGGAGGGUGUGACAUGCAACAGAGCUGAGGGGGCAAUGUAUCUGUUUCCUCGCAUAGACCUGCCUCAAAAGGCAAUCAAAGCAGCAGAGGCUGAAAAGACAGCUCCAGAUGCAUUCUAUUGCAAACGUCUUCUGAAUGCCACUGGAAUUGUUGUUGUUCCUGGUUCUGGUUUCGGGCAGGUUCCUGGCACCUGGCAUUUUAGAUGCACAAUCUUGCCUCAAGAGGAUAAAAUUCCAGCUAUCGUCAACCGUCUAACAGAUUUCCACAAAAAGUUCAUGGACGAGUUUCGCGACUAGAAUACCCUCCGUCUUUUGUCUUUAAAAUGGUUCGGAAUAAUAAUUAGUGCAGUAGACAUUUAUUCAAUAGAGAUGAAUUCUGAAUAGAUAUGCAUUGUGUGAAGAUUUCAAUUUCUAAGUCUAUUGUUUUUGUGGAGAAUGAGUUGGACAACAUAGCAUGUGUUGGUACAGUCA
Messenger RNA from Rosa rugosa (rugosa rose), 1928 nucleotides. RefSeq names its product alanine aminotransferase 2, mitochondrial. Gene Ontology annotation, biological process: biosynthetic process. Lineage: Eukaryota; Viridiplantae; Streptophyta; Magnoliopsida; Rosales; Rosaceae. The coding region runs from base 144 to 1754 and encodes 536 amino acids. Gene Ontology annotation, molecular function: pyridoxal phosphate binding; L-alanine:2-oxoglutarate transaminase activity. The transcript has 15 exons. The record is from RefSeq and is a predicted model, not a curated record.